Molecule: messenger RNA, 1351 nt
Organism: Bombyx mori (domestic silkworm)
Lineage: Eukaryota; Metazoa; Arthropoda; Insecta; Lepidoptera; Bombycidae
Product: 23 kDa integral membrane protein
Exons: 7
Coding region: 426-1334 (302 amino acids)
Cellular component (GO): plasma membrane
Source: RefSeq, a predicted model, not a curated record
ACAAAACAAAUAACCCACUGAAAAGGUACUUAUCUAGUGUAAAAUUAUUAUUAAGAUAUGUCCAGUUCAUAGAUUAUACACUUAAUAUAUGAGUCCAGUUUGUAAGCGGCAAGGAACACUACUACAAGAGUUAGUUCAUUUAAUUGAACAGUUUUUCAGGCGGAAACUUGUCAGUUCUGUAAAGGGCAUCGGACAAAGAAGUUCAGUUUUAUCAAGCGGAAACAGUGCAAGGAAAAUGGCGGCCGUCACUGCUCCGAACGCACAAAAAAUGCAUUUCACGAAGACCGAAGGGGAAUACAAUAUGAAAUCUAUCCGGUUUUUACUCCUAAUGAUUACGACUAUGUUUAUUGCGGAAACUUGUCAGUUCUGUAAAGGGCAUCGGACAAAGAAGUUCAGUUUUAUCAAGCGGAAACAGUGCAAGGAAAAUGGCGGCCGUCACUGCUCCGAACGCACAAAAAAUGCAUUUCACGAAGACCGAAGGGGAAUACAAUAUGAAAUCUAUCCGGUUUUUACUCCUAAUGAUUACGACUAUGUUUAUUAUAAUAUCCGGUUUGAUGGUAGUGAUGGGAAUAUCAGUCUACUCUCACUACCAUAGUUUUUCGUUUUUCUACGAAAGCGCCAAGACUGGAAGGUUCUUAACUCCAUCAGUGCUGUGCAUUUUCUUGGGUCUUGCAAUGUUCAUAGUUUCCUUCUUUGGAUUCUUCGGUAGUUUGAAACAGAGCACUUGCAUGGUUAACUUGUACGCUUUCGUUCUCGCUUUGAUCCUGCUAAUAAAAUUGACCAUUGUGAUUCUCGCUUUCACGAUGGACACGAAUCUAAUCAUGAAGUACGUGGACAUCCCGGUGUGGGACUACGUAAAUGAUCCCGAGAUUAGUGACGAAAUUGACAGCCUACAGACUUCGCUCGGCUGCUGCGGAAGCAAUUCCUAUAUGGAUUAUGUGGGAAUGGAAUUCACAGAGAAACACUCUACUGUCGUUGUGUCUAAAGAGGUUGACGGGGAUCUGGUUACGUUGGUGAUACCCAGUAGUUGCUGCGUCAGCAACGGCGAUGCUUUCUGCACGAGGAUGUACUCGACCAGUUGCAAAACUGCAUUGGUCAAUUUAUUGGCGCAAAAUGCAAUCGUGAUCGGUGUACUUGGCGUCUCGGUGAUGUUUAUUCAGUUACUGGGCAUCGUAUUCGCUCUACUUUUGGCACGUUGCAUUCGUAAAAUGAAAAGCGAGAGGGCGCUGAUGGCUUGGAAGAUUCGAGAACAAAUGAUAAUGGCGCGAGCGGCAGAAGAAUCAGCGAAAGAUAAUACAUUAAACAUCGGACACAAUGAAAUUAGUGUAGCAUAAAUAUAUUAUUGAUGUUA